Molecule: messenger RNA, 3329 nt
Organism: Monopterus albus (swamp eel)
Lineage: Eukaryota; Metazoa; Chordata; Actinopteri; Synbranchiformes; Synbranchidae
Gene: nemf
Product: nuclear export mediator factor
Biological process (GO): ribosome-associated ubiquitin-dependent protein catabolic process; rescue of stalled cytosolic ribosome
Cellular component (GO): RQC complex
Molecular function (GO): ribosomal large subunit binding; tRNA binding
Source: RefSeq, a predicted model, not a curated record
GCCGUCUGUUUUUCUGGUUUGCCUUGCCGAUUUUCCACUAAAAUGUGACCGUUUGCACCCAGUUAGUGGUUAUACUUCGUUCUCCAGUUGUAGUCAGCUCUCAAGCCACCAUGAAAACCAGAUUCACCACUGUGGAUAUCAGGGCAGUUAUUGCCGAGAUUAAUGCCAACUACAUCGGCAUGAGAGUAAACAACGUGUAUGACAUCGACAAUAAGACCUAUCUCAUCCGACUGCAAAAGCCUGACAGCAAAGCUGUUCUCCUGGUUGAGUCUGGGACCCGUAUUCACACCACAGACUUUGAAUGGCCCAAGAAUAUGAUGCCAUCAGGCUUUGCAAUGAAAUGUCGAAAACACUUGAAGACACGGCGCCUGACUCAGGUUAAGCAGCUUGGGAUUGACAGGAUUGUUGACAUCCAGUUUGGCUCAGAUGAGGCUGCCUACCAUUUGAUUAUUGAACUAUAUGACAGGGGUAACAUCAUUCUUGCAGACCAUGAGUACACCAUCCUGAAUCUGCUGCGGUUUCGCACAGCGGAAGCAGAAGAUGUUAAGAUUGCUGUGAGAGAGCGGUAUCCUGUGGAGAACGCACGGCCCCAUGAACCUCUCAUCAGCUUAGAGAGGCUCACAGAAAUUCUCAACAAAGCACCAAAUGGAGAGCAGGUGAAAAGGGUUCUGAACCCUCACCUUCCCUAUGGAGCCACACUGAUAGAGCACAGCUUGAUAGAAGCAGGACUGCCAGGCUCUGUCAAGGUUGACAGCCAAGUUGAUGCUGCACAAGCUGCACCUAAAAUCCUGGAAGCCAUGCAGAUUGCAGAAACAUACUUGGAAAAAACUGAGAAUUUCAGUGGCAAAGGUUACAUCAUUCAGAAGAGUGAGAAAAAGCCAGGCUUAAUUCCUGGCCGAGCCAGUGAAGAACUGCUCACAUAUGAUGAAUUCCAUCCAUUCCUCUUUGCACAACAUGUAAAGAGCCCCAUUUUGGAGUUUGAUACUUUUAACAAGGCAGUAGAUGAGUUUUUUUCUAAGAUGGAAAGUCAGAAGAUCGACAUGAAGGCCUUGCAGCAAGAGAAACAUGCUCUGAAGAAGUUAGAAAAUGUGAAGCGGGACCACGAGCAGAGACUGGAGGCCUUGCACCAAGCACAGGAAGUGGACAGAAUAAAAGGUGAACUAGUGGAGAUGAACCUCCCGGUGGUAGAGAGAGCACUGCAGGUGGUGUGCAGUGCGUUGGCCAAUCAGGUAGACUGGACUGAGAUUGGCUUUAUUGUUAAGGAAGCACAGGCUGCCGGAGAUCCUGUGGCCUGCGCCAUUAAGGAGCUGAAGCUACAGACCAACCACAUCACCAUGCUUUUAAAGAAUCCAUACAUUUCAGAAGAGGACCAGGAAGAGGAGGACAAAAGCGCCGUUCCUCAGGAGAAAGGGAAGAAAAACAAAAACAAAGGGCAGAACAAGAAGCUUCAAAGAAACAAGCCUAUGUUAGUGGAUGUGGAUCUCAGCCUCUCAGCUUAUGCCAAUGCCAAAAAGUAUUAUGACCACAAACGCAGUGCUGAAAAGAAGGAACAGAAAACCAUUGAAGCAGCAGAUAAGGCCAUGAAAUCUGCAGAGAAAAAAACACAGCAAACACUAAAGGAAGUCCAGACGGUAACCACCAUUCAGAAGGCCCGGAAAGUCUACUGGUUUGAGAAGUUCCUGUGGUUCAUCAGCUCAGAGAAUUAUCUCAUCAUUGCAGGAAGGGACCAGCAGCAGAACGAGAUCAUUGUGAAACGCUACUUCAGGGCUGGUGAUAUCUAUGUUCAUGCUGACCUCCAUGGAGCAACUAGUUGUGUCAUUAAAAACCCCUCAGGCGUUCCUGUCCCUCCUCGUACUCUGACGGAGGCUGGCACUAUGGCUGUGUGUUACAGUGCUGCUUGGGAUGCCAAGAUCGUCACCAGCGCAUGGUGGGUCCAUCAUCAUCAGGUGUCUAAGACAGCUCCCACUGGAGAGUACCUGACCACUGGAAGUUUCAUGAUCAGAGGAAAGAAGAAUUUUCUGCCCCCUUCUUACUUGAUUAUGGGCUUUGGAUUCCUCUUCAAGGUAGACGAAGAGAGUGUGUUUCGGCACAAAGGGGAGCGAAAAGUGAAGACUGUGGAGGAAAACAUGGAGGAGGUCACAUCCAGAACUGCAGAGCUGUUAGAGGAGGGAGAGGAGCUAAUAGGUGAUGACAGCAGUAAUGAAGAUCGAGGUGAAGAAGGAGCAGAAGGAGAUGGAGAGAACAAGGAGGUGAAAAAGGCAAACACGGUUGAAGGGGGUGAUGUUGCGAGCAGAGACCUGAGCACUGUUCCUGAGGAGGCUGCAGCAGACACAGGAGAGAGGCCGUCAGAGCAGAGGAACAUGGAGGUGGAGGGAGAGGAAGACGACGGGAAGGAUGAAGAGAGUGAUGAAUUCAGCUUUCCUGAUACAACCAUCUCCCUCACUCAUUUACAGCCCAGCAGGAAUACUCCAAACCCUGGCUUCAAAAAGGAAACAACCACUCAAGCUGAUGCAGACUGUCAGGGGAAGAAACACAUGACUGCCAAGCAGAGACGAGAAGAGAAAAAGAAGAAGCAGAAACAGGAGGGUUGUGACAAUGAGGAGAAGCCUGAGGUUCCAUCUGGUGGAUCGGCAGUUGAUCAGGGCUCCAAAAAUGGAGGAGGAGGAGGGGGAGGUUCCUCGCAGCAGCCACUGAAGAGAGGCCAGAGGAACAAGAUGAAGAAGAUCAAAGAGAAGUACAAAGACCAGGAUGAAGAGGACAGGGAGCUCAUGCUGCAGCUCCUCGGGUCAGCAGGUUCCACCAAAGAACCCCCCUCUCAGAAACCUCGUCACGUGGAGACUGCAGCGAGGAAACCAGAGCUGACGGAAGGAGAGGAUGAGGAGAGGAAGCCUGGGGAGGAGGGAGGUGAACAGGAGGACAAGGAUGAUGAUAUAGACCAGGACAACCCUGGAGCAGAGGAAGCAGAGAAUCUGCUCACCUCUCUGACAGGACAGCCGCACCCUGAAGAUGUGCUGCUGUUUGCUGUGCCAGUCUGUGCUCCCUACACUGCCCUUUCCAACUACAAACAUAAGGUGAAACUGACACCAGGUUCUCAGAAGAAAGGAAAAGCUGCCCGCACUGCAGUUCUCAGCUUUAUGAAAGCCAAAGAGGGCUCAACCAGAGAAAAAGACCUGUUCCGUAGCGUCAAGGACGUUGAUCUAUCUAGAAACAUGCCAGGAAAAGUUAAAGUGUCUGCUCCCAACCUGCUGGCUGCCAAGAAGAAAUGAACAGGUGAAUACAGACAUGGCUCUACCUUUCAAACAUGAGGGUUACAGUCGACCAUCAGUACA